This is a messenger RNA of Amorphotheca resinae ATCC 22711, 1281 nucleotides long. RefSeq lists its product as hypothetical. The annotation marks the transcript as partial. The transcript has a single exon. The record is from RefSeq and is a predicted model, not a curated record. Lineage: Eukaryota; Fungi; Ascomycota; Leotiomycetes; Helotiales; Amorphothecaceae.
AUGGACGUUGAUGAAGGACGCACGACAGUUCGUGUGCCGGCCAUUGAUCCAGCACCACCAGGUAAAGUGAACCCGAAUCGACCAGUCCCUGCGACACUCUUUGCAGGGCCCUACCAGUCAACCUUCGCACUCAAGGUAGCAGCAACUACGCCCGAAGUCAUGAAAUGCCUUGGGCAUGUAAACUGCAGUUACCUCUCCACCCCAGGCAUGGCACCUACGCUCCUCCAACUGAAGCAGCACGCACAUUCCCUCACCGUGCUUAUCAAGCAUAUGACCAUCUCGACAGCGCCAGCAGUCAUCGACAAUAGGAAUUUAUCCAGCGGGGGCACAGGAGAAUUUCACCAGAAUGAGAGUUACGACUGGUUAAAUGAUCUCUCGAAGCCGUACGAAAAUCCAGAUCGUCAUCAUCAGAUGCCUCUCACCAGCCUUCUGAAUACCAUUGAGCCCGAUGCUAGCAGGUCCCGAUCAUAUGCGAACAUUUGUCCAUUGCAUCCUGCCGAUGUCAGGACUCCCAAGAACGGGCUAAGUUUGCCAUAUGCGACGCACCAGUCCUUGAUCGAGCACGCGAAUGAAAUCUUGGAACUCCUGGAUCAUGAGUACAGUGCAAAGGGGGGACUGCUCUCCAUACUUCCCCCCAAAGAGCAAACCGAGGAUCGCGAGAAGGCCGAAACAACCUUACUCGGCCAGCUCAUACUCUACAUUUCACGCCUCGUGCAACGCCUCCAUGAGCUCGAACGCGAAUAUGCAAAUGCACUGGAUGUCAUCAAGGGCGAGGCAGCCGUCCCGCAUCAGGCACUAUCCAAGCUUGGGCCCCAUGGACGGAAGCCUCGAGAGAUGGUAUACCCUCAAGACCGCUUCGUGCUGGUGAAUGCCGGUGACGAUGUCUGGCAAUUCCUAAGCAACGAAUUUGAGAGGAAAGAGAUCAACGAUGCGGAGAAAGAUCGGGAGAGGCGCGCGCUGGGUAUCAGUGGAGAUGCGCUCUGGGAGGAGAAAGAUGGAGUUGAAUUCGCCAGGGGCAUUACGACUUUGGAUGUCACAACUCGUUACUAUCGUCUCCGUGGCGAUCCCCUAAAGACCGUCUUCGUGAUUCCGGCGUACCAAGAACAUCCUGGCACCAGAGUCACAAGAGAGACAGAGCGUCAGCCUACGGUUGUCAGUGUGGUAAAGCCAGUAUGGCCAGAGCGAGUUAGCACGUGGGAGCUAAAAAAGCGCAGUGAUAUGGAGGAGCUCAAAGUCCUCAGGGAAAAAUUCUCAGAGCAGGAAAAAGAACUGGAACUUGCG